UUUAUCACAGUGGUAUAGUACACCUUCACAAACCAGGAAGCAAUGUAACACUUAAAUAGAAGCUUUUCGACAGAUAUCAUAACAUUUUCUUAACUACAACAUGUAUUGAAUUGUAAAAAUAUGGGAGUACCUGAUUUCAUUUUUGGCGUUGUCGUUUGCCUACUAAUUCAAUUAAGUACAGGUCAAAUGUUGAUAAACGAGGAGCUACGGAAUGAGGCCUCUUGCACACUUGAUGUAACUAUAAGUUGUGGCAACAAUGACAUUAUUGCGGUACAUUCCGUGUACUUCUUCUAUGAUUCGGACUGUACCAAUACGUGUUGUAAAUACAACAGCAGUCAUUCCAGUGUCGGCGCAGAUGAAAACGAUAUACAGGGAAUUCGUCGCCUAUGCUCUGGUAGAGAAUCAUGCAGUCAUGCGUUUGACGGAAAGCGAAAUUUUGGACAGUGGAAUGUACAGACGCCUUCCUACGUUAUGGUACAAUAUUUCUGUAUUCCUGGAUCAAGAAUGAAUACAGUUUGCUCUAAUGAAGAGAUAAUGUCGCAGGGGAGAUUACCACUGUACCUGACAAACGAGAAUUACCCUUCUGUAACAACAGGAAAUAGUACGUGCUCUUGCUCGUUGGAGAUAAACUCGUGUUCUUCAAAUGUUCGCCUUCAUUUGUUAGAUAUAGACCUAUACUUAGACACGCAAACCUGUGAACAAAGUCUCGAAUUCGCGAAUGGCAAAGGCAACUUGUUGAAGGACAUUCACUGUGAAAGUUACCACACCAACAAUAUAACAACAAUAAAUCUAGGUUCGCACUACGUGAGAAUAACCUUCGUCGAUAAAUCAACGCAAGACCAGGAAGGAUACUUUCUUCUAGGAUUUGAAGCUUCUGAUGCAAAUGCUUUAGUCAGUCUUAGCUGUACUUACAAGCAAGAGUCGAUAUGUCGCGAUUGUGAAGAUAAUGCCAAUGUUUCAAAUGGUAGCUUAAAUCUCCAUAAUGUGAGCAACACUGGUACUGGUGCACUUGCUGAUGUCGAAUGUAAUCCUGGGUAUGAGACCAAGAAAACAAUUGUAAUUUGUCAAGAAACAGGACGUUGGGAAAAUUCUACUUGCUUUCCAAAAGGUACAAAAUAUCACUGUAAUAUGAAAGAUGAUUUGAUACUGUUAGCAGUGCCAUUAUAUCAGAUUCCUAAAAGCAGUAAUGUCUGAUUUCAUUGAAUUUUAUUUCACAUUUUUACACAAAUAAUCCAGAAAUAGCAUGCCGAUCAAAUAUUUCAAUGGCAGGCUAUAUGUAUAAUAUGUUCCCAUUGUUAACUAUAAAUGUCAUUGUCAAAGAGUCUGAUCUUCUUCGCAAACCAUGAAUAGACUGUAUUUGAAACACCUUCAUCGAAUAAAUGUAGUUUUGAAGAUGCAAUAUUCCAUUACAUAUAUUAGAAUAUGUAUUAGGAGCAUAAAACAUAGCCAAGCAAAUUAAUAGCAGGUUGAGUUGAUUCAUGAGAGGUAAUGAAAUGUGCAAUCCUCUCUUCUUUAGUACUUUAAGUCGACGUAGUUGUCGCCCUUGCUAAACUGAAUGGUAUUUAUCUAAAAUUG
Molecule: messenger RNA, 1575 nt
Organism: Mercenaria mercenaria
Lineage: Eukaryota; Metazoa; Mollusca; Bivalvia; Venerida; Veneridae
Exons: 5
Coding region: 121-1194 (357 amino acids)
Source: RefSeq, a predicted model, not a curated record